AUGUCUUGCCGAACCGCACUAGGGCUCACUAGCGUCGUAACCACUGUCCGUUUCUUCCUAUUUUUUUGUAUUUUCCACAAUCUCCAUGCACCAAUAGUAAACCGCGCAACCUGCUACCAAGUUGGUAAACCAAUUAGCCUGAACAAACUCGUAAAUUAUGAACAUGUCAGAAAAAAAAAAAAACAAUUUUCUCCUAACUUCGAAUGUGUACAAAUAGUAGGGGGGGGAACAAAUAAGAAUUCGUUACCUCAUGAAAGCAAAUCAAAUUUGUUACCUCAUGAAAGCAAAUCAAAUUUGUUACCUCAUGAAAGCAAAUCAAAUUUGUUACCUCAUGAAAGCAAAUCAAAUUUGUUACCUCAUGAAAGCAAAUCAAAUUUGUUACCUCAUGAAAGCAGAUCAAAUUUUUUACCUCAUGAAAGCAAAUCAAAUUUGUUACCUCAUGAAAGCAAAUCAAAUUUGUUACCUCAUGAAAGCAGAUCAAAUUUUUUACCUCAUGAAAGCAGAUCAAAUUUUUUACCUCAUGAAAGCAGAUCAAAUUUUUUACCUCAUGAUAGCAAAUCAAAUUUGUUACCUCAUGAAAGCAGAUCAAAUUUGUCCAUUUUAAUUACUUCACCAGAGGGGGCCAAAAUAUACAGAUUUGUUGUCCUAUUGCUCAUCUACAGAUUGAGCAAUAUUGUAUCUUCGAAAGAUUUUCAUUUCUCAGAUAAUUCUUACCUUAAAAAUAACACAAUAGUGAAAAUCCUGAACUUGCCAAUUGUGUCGAUUGGAAAAGCAUGCAACGAUAUUUUAAAUAACGAUUGUUCAAAAACAGACUUCACUGACAUGUACCAAAUAUUAUCGAUAGAAAAUACAAACUUCAAAAUAAAUCAUAAAAUAUUUUGCAAAAUUAACAAGAACAUUGGUAAAUUGAAUAUCGUCUUCACCCCCAGUAAAGCUAAUGCAGAAACAUUGAAAAAGGAAUUUAUAAACCAUUUGUUUAACAAACAAAAGGGAGAAAUAAUAAAUGCAAAAAAAAAAAUCAUCUGGAUUGCAUCCGCCAUUAGUCAGACAAAUUUUAAUGAUAGUUGUAGUAACACAAAAGGUAACUCUUUAAACAAGAUACAAAAAGUAAAAAAAUCCUUAACCAUUUUAAGAAUAAAUUGCUAUGACACAAAAAAAGUUACAUAUAAUAAGAGAAAAAAUCAAAUAAGAAAAAAAUCAAUUAUAUGUCUUAUGAGCAAUAGUACAGUAGUAUCAUAUUUCGAAAAUUUUGGAAACCAUUUUUCCCAUGUUGUUUGUAUGGGGAAAAAUUCCUACAUGAUGGCAAAAAAAUUAAAUUUCAAAAAUGUUCAUUAUCCUGAAGAUUCCAAAAUAAAGUCUUUUCUAAAUAUGUUAAUAAAUUUAUAUAACAAAUUAAGAGAUAAAUACGAUACACACUAUGAUAUUGUGUUGACACGAGAGAAACAUAAAAAUGAGAAACUGGCAAAAGCCUUAACUAAGGAAGGAAUACCAUAUCGAAUUGUACCAUGCAUAAAAACACAGUAUCACAAAAAAAAUAUUCAGUUACUUUAUUCAAUCAUUUCAUCUCACAUGUGA
Plasmodium gonderi is the source of this 1575-nucleotide messenger RNA. RefSeq lists its product as hypothetical. Gene Ontology annotation, molecular function: uroporphyrinogen-III synthase activity. The transcript has a single exon. The record is from RefSeq and is a predicted model, not a curated record. Lineage: Eukaryota; Apicomplexa; Aconoidasida; Haemosporida; Plasmodiidae. Gene Ontology annotation, biological process: uroporphyrinogen III biosynthetic process. Bases 1 to 1575 code for a protein of 524 amino acids.